Eruca vesicaria subsp. sativa (arugula) is the source of this 366-nucleotide messenger RNA. The record is from the annotation of a GenBank genome assembly. Lineage: Eukaryota; Viridiplantae; Streptophyta; Magnoliopsida; Brassicales; Brassicaceae.
AUGCGUGGCGAGGACUGUUAUGAGUUGGCAACGCUUAUUUUUGACAAAGCCAUCCUUGAUCCUACCUUUUUCCCUAUGUACGCUAAGCUGUGCUCUGAUAUCUAUGACAAGCUGCCUACUUUUCAACCUACAGAGCCUGGGGCUAGAAUUGACACAUUCAAGAGGAUUUUGGUCAAUCUAUGUCAAUCACUGUUCGAAGGAGCUGAAAAGUUAAAGGAGGAGCUUAGAGUAUACGCGUCAGAUCAGAAGGAAAAGGAAAUGAUGUUAAGGCCCCAGACUCUAGGAAAUAUUCGUUUGAUUGGUGAGCUUCUAAAGCAGAAGAUGAUACCAAAGAAGAUAGCUCACCAAAUUAUUAUGGUUAAGUAA